Eupeodes corollae is the source of this 4305-nucleotide messenger RNA. RefSeq names its product PH domain-containing protein DDB_G0287875-like. The transcript is spliced from 3 exons. Lineage: Eukaryota; Metazoa; Arthropoda; Insecta; Diptera; Syrphidae. The record is from RefSeq and is a predicted model, not a curated record. Bases 1805 to 2422 code for a protein of 205 amino acids.
AAGAUUUUCCAGGCUAAUAAAUACAACUUAAAUUUCCCAUCCGGAAAACAAACCCUUUCUUGUAUUUCAUUCUUUGUUUGAAGACUAAUUUUUCAGCUUCUGGUUUUGGUAAACUUCCAGUAAAAAGUUUCCUGGCCCUGGCGCCCACUUUAAACAAUACGGCUUGGAGAAAUUCACCUCGUCAUACUUCGAUAUCAUUUUGAUAUCAAUUUUAUUAAUCACCUCGAUUAAUAAAAUAUUUAAUAAUCGAAACCCCCUCUUAUGCUGAGCUACCGUGCUGGCAAUACUUUUAUUGCUACCUGUGGUGAAUUCUUUCACCUGUUUGUCAUAUCGACUGACGUUUCCCGUAAAGUGUCAUAAGGCGUUUUUUAUUGGUAAAUUUAUACGCAGCGCAGCAAAAUCUUACACACUAAACAACAACAAAGAAAUAGUGCGGAUAAAUAAGGCAGCAAAAAUAGUGCAUAUAAAUAGUUUAUAUAAAGUUUUGGAGUGCUGGAAUAGAAUGACACUUCAUCCAGUUCCAGAAAUAUUUUUUACUUAAAGGUUGGCAGGAUUUUAUUAUUUGGGGAUGCGUUCGUAUUUUUGUUGUGCUCUGUUUUCACUAGAAUAAAAAUAAAUUGGUUUGAAAUAUUAAUCUACGAUUAGACUGUCAACGUAAAUAUUCAAUGCGUUGACUACUUGACAUCACCCAAAAAUCAUCAAUAAUCACAGUGCUAUCUUUAAAUUGACGUGUGAUGUGUGUUAGGACUCGCCCAAACCCAAAGCGAAACAUUUUAUGCGAAAACAUAACUUCCGUCAUUGGUCGGGUUUAAAGGCUCUUCCAAACCAACGCGAAAGUGGCACAUUCACCGACGCGGCAUUGUUUGUCAUUUUUGUUAUCGUUGUGAAUGAUUCGCCCUGAUUCGCUUCGUGUCAGUUAUCGCAGUGUAAGUUUAUUUUGAGAAGAGAAAGUUUAAUUGUAUCGCUGAAUGUUUCGCGUUGAAAACUGAGUUGCCAGCAAAUGGGAACCUGUAGGCAAGACGGGCUUACGGGGAAGGACAAAAUCUCCCCUCACACCCUUCUGUUGGCUUUUUUGGCUUUUAGUGCGUGUCUACAUUAGAUUUUUAAUGCUGGGUUUUAUUAUGUUCGUUGUGUCCAUACGAUGAAGAGAAAAUCAAUCUGCAGAUCCCUAUCUCACACCCUUGAAAUCUAUCUAUCUUUCACUCAUACAAUACGAAAUCUUUCAUGUUGAAUCCAAGAAUAUUGUUUGCAUUUGGGCUUUAAUCUACCCAUCUCUCUCUUUUUCACUCACAUAUAAUCUACCUCUCACUGCUGGCACCUAACAUUAUGUAAAACUUUGAUGUGGAGAGGCACUCUUAUGUCAUUUCAAUCUUUCAAUUCAUACUCAACUCUAUUCUGACUGAACCUGCAUGUACACAUUAAUUUGAACUCUUAUUCAACUUUACAUAAAAACAAUAAUACUUUUUCAACACAUCCCUUGAGUACGUAAUUUCAAAACUGUUAUUUGGUGGCUCCGACUCUGAGUGAAAAGAAACAAAACAAAACAAAACAAAUAAUUCGUGGACAAUGGAGAAAAGAUCUAAACGUUGGACCACUGAUGAAACGAAAGCAUUUUUGCAUUUUUAUGCUGCCAGGAAGGAGCGAUUUAGCCAUCCAAGGAAAGAACGUUCGGCGUAUGGAAGCGUUGCUGAAGGCAUGAUUGCGGCUGGCUUUGUAAUUAUUAUGAACUUAAUUUGAUUAACUAAUAAAUGUUUAACAUAUUUUUCAGGGCUCGGGUUUCACAUCGCGACAUCUUGAGGUGAAGAUGCAGACGCUGCUGAGGGCGUACAGAGACGCUAAGGACAAUAAUGGUAGAACUGGUGCAUCUCCUUGUAUUGCACCGUUCUUAGAGGAAAUGGACGAGCUAUUUGGUAAAAAGCCAAAUUUUGCAAAAAGCGAUUCGUAUAAUUUUGGUGCCAAAAGUGUUUCGAGUUCAGGUGCAACAGUUUCAUCACCGAAUACGUCCUCAGCAGCACCAUUAUUCAGCUCCUCAGAAACGUUUGAGUCUCCUGUCUCAAAUGAUUCAGAUUUUUUUGAUGUGGAUGUAGAGUUUUUUUUGGAAGAAGCUGCGGCCUGUUCAUCUUCAUUACCAACAACAACACCACCAUCACCAACACCACCACCACCAACAACAACAACACUACUAACAACAACUACACCACCAACAAGAACACCAGCAACAUCAAGGCGAGCCGCAAUAAAAAAAAGGGCUAUGUCACGCUCCGACUACUAUAAAGAAAAAAUAAUGCAGAGGCAGCGCGAAGCGGAAAGAGUGGAAGAACGUUUCCAAGAGCGUCAACAGGCCAGGGCACAGCUACAGCUAAAAAAAGCGGAGGAUCGUAAAAAGAAAUACGAGUUAAUAGAAAAACUGCUAUCGAAAUAAAAACCUUUUUUGUUUCGUUAUCCAUUUUAAUUUUUUUCUUUUAAGUAAUUAUUCUUUUUGUUGACAGCUGGUUUUGACAUAAGUAUGCUUGCACAGAUACCAACUUGGAAAUUUAAAAUAAGAGUGCAUAUAAUAGUGAACAUAUGUUUUAUUCACACUUUCCAUUACUGCACUUACUUUCCAUUACUGCACAAGCUUAUAAUUUACCAAUAAAAUACGCCUAUAAUAACUCUCGCGGCACAUCCGAGGUGUGCAACUUCGAUUUUGGUUUAAAUAAAAUAAAGAACUUAAUUCGCAUCUUCGACAAUAUUGGAUUCGGAAAUCCAAUAUUGUUUUUAAAACAAUCUGAAUUAUAUUCAGUCCGUCGGGCCGGUAUUACGGUGGAAAAUUUCAAUAGCCUAGCCUAAGAGUCGCUGCUCGUCGUGCUAAUGAACUGAUGUGCAUUAUUCAAAAUUUAGAGCACCAUGAAUGGCUUGAUGAGAACGACGUAGACAUUCCAAAAUCGGAUGAAAGUGAGCAGACUCACAACACUGAGCAGCAAUCCCAGCAAUCCAAUGUCAUCGAAAACUUAGAAUCAUGGAUCCGGGUUUCAUGGACUGAAGACUGUUAAUUUGGAUUUAAUAUGUGUACCAAAAAUUUAAAAUAAGUUUGUUUUGUUCGUAAGAUUAUAAUAUUUAUUUUUGUCACUUACUCUAUGUUAAAUACUGUAUCAGUAAAAUCUAAUCUCUAUCCUAAAUCUUUUUUCUUAUUUUUUAAAUUAUAAUUAAUAUAAAAUUAUAAUUAUAAUAUAAAGAAAAUACAUUUUUAAUUGAAAAAUGUUUACGUAAGCAUGGGGGAGGGGGUACGAGCUUUGCUUACUUUUGCUGACAAGUGGGAUGGGGGGGGUAAAUAAUUGUAAUACGUAGGUAAUAUUUGAACGGCCCCUAAUUCCUUUGUAGCUCAUAACAAGAAAGUUGAUCGGAAUACAAAAUUAAUGGAGCGUUUUAUAUAUACAGUAGUUUUGUUAGACAAACAAGAGCAGGCAUUCCGAGGUCACUAUGAAAUGCCGGAUUCCAAUAAUCGUGGAAAUUAUAUUGAGACUUUAUUGUAUCUCUCAAAGUAUGACUCUUUAAUGGAAACUCAUUUAGUGGAUGUGAAUACGGUUUUAUGGAAAGAUAACAAGUGUGUUCGUUUGGCAUCCACCGUAGGCAUUGAAUCGUUUGAAAAAUUCAACCGUGAUCAAACUAUAGCUAAGGCAGCUCGAUAUAACAGAAAACACAAAAAUUUUGUCGAAAUAAACUACGGGAAUAUAAUGCGCAUAUGGGUGGAGUUGACCUUAUGGAUGGGCUUAUGGGUCGGUAUUGGAAAGAGAGCUGUCCCCCCCGUUGAUGAUGUUCGUUUUGAUGGAGAAAACUGAAAACUGAAACUGAACUGAAAAAAUUGUUUCUUAUUUUAAUACAAAAAUACAAAAUUGGAAAAAGAAAUCCGUCGUAAGAUGAAAUUAAUGUAAAUUUUUUCCUCAUCAAACUUAAAUACUCAUAAUAUAUUUAUUUUCAGAUUCCAGAGACUUCAUAAUUUUAAAUUUAUUACACUCUGUAUUAAAAUCGCCCAUACUUGCAGUAGGAAAAAGGGGUGAAAAAAAAAUAAAGUGGAAGCCGAGCAUUAAAGACUCCCAAGACUCAUGCUUUAUAUAUUGUUCAACUAAAACGCAAUACGAAGAGAAGGUGAAUUUAUUACGAGAAAAAUAUAUAUCCAAAGGACUUACUCUUCAGCCUCUUAUAUUAGCAGUAGGGCCAGAAUUAUGUAAGAUUGAACCAUUUUUCACAUUAUAUGAUGAUAUUUUAUACAAAUUUUUCACAUUACUCAAAUGUUUCGAUGUAACCUUUAAAUUAUUCCAUGUUAUG